AUGACCACUCCAGCUAGCGAUACAACAGAGUGGGACCCUCUUGGCCCGAGUGCCCCUGCAGGAAACGCUCUUGUUGUGUUACGCCCCGAAAAUGCAGCUGCAAAACUGGCCUUUUCCGACGUUGUUGACUUUAUCAAGGAGCAAGACAACGAUAACAAUGAUGAUGAUGAUGGGCACGGUCUCCGGUCUCGCUUCUCUCGAUACGUGUGGUUUUCCGACGAACAAGUCUAUGACCCUGCAGUUAAUCGGCUCGUGAACCAUCAGCUCAAAUUGUCGCUCGAUGGCUCGUCGUCACCGUCCUCUGGUGCCUCAAGCGACCACUUCUCGCAGGACGUCAGGAUCUGGACCGGCUUCUUCUUUCUCGAUCCAAACAUCCCACCCCUCCUUCAACGCUUGGGCUGGUCUGUAGGACGUCUUAGCCAGAAGAACUUGGCCUUGGGAAGAGCAAAUGUCGACUUGCUGCUCACUACCAGCCGGAGCAGCCAAGUUGCUCGUAGACACGCUUUUAUCUCUUUCUCUACUGAAACACGUCUAGCCCGGGUUUCUCUGGAGUCUGGGAGUUCGACCACGGUCAAUAACCAUUCCUUGACGUCCCGCGGCAGCAAUGUAAGCUGCGUCAACGCACAGAACUCGGUGUCCUUUGAGGAUCUCCGGUACACUCUCGAGUACACGCCGCACUGCUAUCGACCCGAAGGUCAAGCCGGCCUUGAAGAGUAUGUCAACGCUCUUCACGGCGAUGACCAGCCGACCAAGGAAGCUCUCCUUGCAACCCCUACACCGACGCUUAACUCUCAAACGAUAGGAAGGUAUUCUGUCACAGGCUUGAUUGGCAUGGGUUCGUUUGGUCGUGUCCGCCCUGCGACCGAUCCACAAAGUGACCGAUUGGUGGCUAUCAAGACGAUUGAGGUCAGGGCCAACAAUGCCCAGGCUAUUCGUCGUAAACUUGACCUGAUGGACAAUCUCUCGAGGCUCGCCAAUGCAGAGAAGCAAACAACCAUCCUGAGGGUCAUCGAGACCAUUCAUGUGCCAGGGACUCGAAUCGAUGAGUUCCACGUGAUAUUAGAGCCAUUUGUCGAAAUCACCUUUGAGAAGAUGCCUCAGGGAACUCAUCGUACCAAGCUCGAAAUAAUUCUACGUGACUGUCUCCAGGGCCUUGCGUUUCUCCACGCACACCGCUUUGUACACACGGAUAUCAAGCCCACCAAUAUUGGCCUCCGGAACCUUCAACUGAACAAAUGCCACAGAGAGGCUCCGUCUUCUCCACCGUUCUCUCCCCGCCGUCUCCACGCCGUCAUCCUCGAUAUCGACUCUAUAGAGAGUAUUCCGCAGGGUAGAACUACUAUUGUUUCCCGCCCAGGAACGAACGGCACAGUGGGGUUUCACUCACCAGAACAUGAAAGCUCAGAGUACGACGGUAGGACCGACAUUUGGGCGUUGGGCGUCAGUUUCUUCCGGGUCCUCUUUGGCAGACUACCGUGGUCGUAUGGGAAGCAAGGGAACCCGUGGAGAAAUGAUGCUCCUGAUCGAGAACAAUCGCGAGCCCACUUUCACUCCAAAUACAGGUCUGCGCUGUAUCAGAUAUCAGAGCGUGCCGGGACCCAAAGAGACCCUGUUUGUGAUUUCUUGACCUGCUCUUUUCGCUUCUCGAGCUCCAAGGUUGAUACGCAGAGGAGACCGCGGCCAACUGGUGCGGCCUGUUUGGAGACCCUGUUUGCACGGUCAGAGUUUCUUAGAACAAGGACUUCAAACGAGCAAGCCGUUGCAAACACUGCAGCGGGCAUAUCGAACACCGGCGGAGCAAAGCGGCCAGCGGAGACUGAGAGCCGAGAGGACCGGGUCCAACGGCAACGAAGCGGAACAAAUUGCCCGAUACACGCACAAAAGGAGACAUGA
Molecule: messenger RNA, 1893 nt
Organism: Fusarium keratoplasticum
Lineage: Eukaryota; Fungi; Ascomycota; Sordariomycetes; Hypocreales; Nectriaceae
Exons: 3
Coding region: 1-1893 (630 amino acids)
Biological process (GO): mitotic DNA damage checkpoint signaling; protein phosphorylation
Cellular component (GO): cytoplasm; nucleus
Molecular function (GO): ATP binding; protein serine/threonine kinase activity; protein binding
Source: RefSeq, a predicted model, not a curated record